AUAACCAGAGAGCGAACAACGGCGGCCCCAAACGCGGCAUCCCCGAGCGGACGCGCUUGCAUGGACCGCACGACAGGCCGCCGCUGCCGGGCCAGCCGCCGAUCGACGACCGCAUGAUGCUCGCGCCGGCUAUGCUGCCGCCGCUGCUGCUGCUGGCGCUGGCCGGCCGCGCGCAGCAGCAGCAGCAGCACUUCCCCAGGACCCGGUUCCAGCCCGUGCACCGGUACCCGCCGCUGCCCAACGGCAUCAAGCUCAGCCCCGAGCUGAUCAACCAGGCGCUCCAGCUGCCGCCCAACGGCCACCCCCAGGGGCCCGCUCAGCAGCAGCAGCAGCAGAGCUUCAGGCCCCAGCGGAUGGUGCAGCUGACGAUUCCGCAGGGCGUGCUGCGAGGCCGCGUCCUGCGCACGCCCUCCGGCCGGGGCCUGGUCGCCUUCCUCGGCGUCCCGUACGCCGCCGCGCCCCUCGGGCCGCUGCGCUUCAAGCCUCCCGUGAUACACCCUGGCUGGAGCUCAGUGCUGGACGCGACGGCCUUCCGAUCGGCGUGUCCACAGUUUGACUACCGCGGGAGGAUCGUGGGCAACGAAGACUGCCUCUUCUUGAACAUUUACACGCCAGGAUACAGGAACGGCCAGACCCCGUCCUACCCCGUGAUGGUGUUUGUGCACGGUGGCAACUUCGAGACCGGAGCUUCAAGCCAGUACGGACCACAGAAGCUUGUCGACAAGGACGUCGUCGUGGUCACCAUAAACUACAGGCUCGGCAUUCUUGGGUUCCUGAGCACGGGCGACAGCGUCUGCCCUGGCAACCUGGGUCUGCUGGACCAGAACCUGGCGCUCAAGUGGGUGCGCGACAACGUGGGACACUUUGGCGGCGAUCCUUCGCAGGUGACGCUCUUCGGCCAGGGCUCAGGCGCCGUCAGUGUCUUCCUGCACAUCCUGUCGCCCCUCAGCCAAGGGCUGUUCGUACGUGCCAUCGCCGAGAGCGGCAGCCCGCUGAGCGACUGGGCCGUGGAGCCCGAACCGGCGCAGUUCAAGCGCAUCGUGGCCCAGGGCGCCGGAUGCCCGACCGACGGCCCGUCAUUCGCGCUCAUCGACUGUCUCAUGCAGACGCCCAGCAGCGAGUUGCUGCGCAUCCAGCAGGAGAGCAAGGUGUUCGGCGACUUCCCGGUGCGGACGGCGCCUGUGGUGGAGAAGUUCAACCCGCAAGGGGCGUUCCUGCCGGACGAGCCAGCCGCCCUGCUCGAGCGCGGAGAGUUCCGACGCGUGCCGCUCAUCGCCGGCGUCAACAGGGAUGAGACCGCCUUCUUUUUUCCCGUGCUGUCGGGGUACCUUCGGGACCGGUCGGCGCGCAGUGCCACGUACGUACGCGACCAGUUGCUGCCGCGGUUCCUGAGCAGCGCGCUGCGCUACAACCGGCCGCCGACGGAUGUCGUGGACUCCGUGGACGAGACCUACUUCCGCGACGUCAACCCGCUCGACACGAACGCUGUCAUCAGGGCCUUCAUCAACAUGUCGACGGAUGCAAUGUUCGUGGCGCCCAACCAGGUGACGCUGGCCAAGUACUCGCGCUUCGAGGCGCCUACCUACAUGUACGUGUUCGAGUACCGGGGGGACACCAGCCUGCUGGAUGCCCGACUCGGCUUCCAGAGGCAGUCCUACGACCUUGGUGUGUCCAACGGAGAUGAGCUCAUCUAUCUAUUCGAUGUGACGGCCGAUGGACUACGGCCACUGUCCAACCUCGACUCACUCGUCAGCAGCAGGAUCAUCAACCUCUGGACAGACUUCGCUAAGAGCGGUUCGGCACCGCAGUACCCGAACUUCGAGUACCCUGCGUGGCCACGCGCCACGCCCAGCAACGUGUCGUCAUACCGCAUCGGCCGUUCGCUCCAGCCAGGCACCGAAUAUCGAGUCGAGGCGACGCGCUUCUGGUCGGGAAUCUCGCCCGCGCUGCUCGGCCAGCGGGGCGAUGACGACGGAUCGCACUCGGGCGCCCUGGUCACCCCGCCUGGCUACGUGGAGCCCCUGUACAGGACUCUGGCCUGGAGCAUGGUGGCCGUGGCCAUCGCGCUCGCGCUAGCCCUCAUCGUACUCCUCGUGGUGCUCUACAACCAGAAGAAGAGCCAGAGCUUCCGCGCCAGCUCGGACCUGGACAACUCCCGGGUGUCCGCCGGUGGAUCCACGCUCUACUGACGAUGGCACGGGACGUCGCCCCUGUUUAAAUGUCACGCUCACCGGUACAGACUCGAAGGCCACAAGAGCUCCGCUGCGAUGUCGCCGCAUGUUUUUGCUCCGACUGCUUUCUGGUCCGGAGCACAACUGGGAAGCAUCCGCGCACUUGUAAAACACACGCGGCAAGAACGGCGAGCGGUACACGGCAAACGAGCAGAACUGCGCGUGGAUCGUGCUGAUAUAGGCUUGCCCGGGCAUUAUAUAUUUUUGCGCUCGGAGUGGCGAAUGCGCCAUUUGUCUGUUGCGACCACUCUUGGAGGCGAACUUACGGGCCCUAUAGGGCAUCGCCUGAGCAGAGCAGAGAGACUGUCUAAAGCAUGCCGUUUCGCGCAGAAGUAGCUCUGUGUGCUGGCACGAUCACCGUGCGAGGCCACAAGGCGAGGCUUUAGAAUUGCAGAUAGACUUUUACGUUUCAAUGUCCGCGUGCUUCAGCUUCAGCUCAGGCUUAAUGACGCGUGAAUUCAUUCGAUGGGCUGUCACCGCCUCUUUUCUUUUUACGGCAUAUUGGUGAUAUUGAUUGGUGCGUAAAAUCCCUGAAAGCGUAAUAUAACUUACUGUGUAACUGAAACUGUAGUUAAAUGGCAUGGAUCUAAAAAAAAAAGGCGUGUAUUUCAUUUCAUGGGUGCGUACGACCCGAAGUUUUUGCAGGCUCGCUCAGAGAGAAGUGGUAAAGUUAGCGCGAAUGGCCUGAGUGCUGCUGUAGUGCCGUUGUCCUCGCAGCGUGUAAUUCGACCAGCUUUGAGAAAAGCAACUUUUUCUGUGAGGGGUGGACGUUCCGAAUCAAAGCUGUUGUUGCGCAUUUUUAAUGCUGACUCGCAGCGGGCAGAGGAUUGAAACUUACAUUUCGUUUCCAGCAUUCUCAGCUCUUCCUUGUUUUCUUUCCUUUCCUUUUUUUUUUCUCGUUGAAGUGAGCACCUUUGCGCAGCCUUGUCAGUUUCGUUCAAGCUAUAUAUAGUUUUGUUUUGUAUGUAAGCACCUUAUAUACAAAGUGCGUGCAGACAGAAUGUGGCAUUUCACGACAGAGUAUGCGUUUUUAGUCAAAAUAGGCUGUCGCCGGCGGGUAACGUAAGGCCGGAGUGUUGGAUAGAGCUCGCGCUGUCACAUAUAGAAAAGAAAAAAAAAAGACAGUGGAGACACGUUUGUAUUUAUCGUGUAUAGUCUUGUAUAUUUCGCGCACGACUGCAUAACAAUUUAUAGUAGUGCUUACAGUAAAAAACGAAAGCUAAUAUGUAUUGUUACCGCAAGCUAAGAAAGUUUGUCAUAUGUGUUUCGUUCACACGCCAUCCUCAUGAUAUUCGCAUCCGCUGCAUUGUCAAACCGCACAUUUUAAAAUCACAGCGAGUAUCUCAAGUGGGAUAGCGAACAGGAUUUAUUUAAGUGCAUUAGUACGCGCAAUGGGUGUUGUUCAUGAGAAUUAACGCGAUCUGUGCACAACGAGAUUUUAAACAUUGGCUGCAUACGAACGUACUUCAUAAGUCUCAUAAAGGGACCUGCCGCAACUGUUGUUGGUGUAGCUUUACAGUGAAUUACGAUCGCUUCAGUAGUAUACGUUCACUGAGAUAGGCUGUUGUGGAAUGAAGUUCAUAGCUGAGAAGCUAAAGAUACACCGCAAAAGCGCAGACGUCAGAAGUAAACGUGCUCCGGGCGUGAAAGAAGGUAGCAUAUUAAUGAAAGUGGUCAACGAGGCACUGACGCCGCUGAGAUUAUCGUUGUUAAAGCUAUUUAAGGUUCUUUAUAUCUCUUGGGUAUCUUGAACCUGGCACGGUGCAAGAGCAAGCUAACAUAUCCUUGAGGCAAUUUCACGGUGUUAUUGAGCGUUAGUUUCAUUUCAUAACGGAUCCUCUUAGAGGUUCGAUCCUCACGCUUAAAUGAAAGAUUAAGCUGAGAUUGCGUUGAGGAGAUGAAAUCAAAUGGAACCAUCCGUAGCGAAACCUGUGAGCAGCAAUAUCGUGGGAGUAGGGUUUCAGAUCAGCGGUCGCUCCAAAUACACAACCCACCACUUACGCACCAUCCCGACAGAUACUGUGCAAGGUGACUGCUGCUAACUUCUGUGUCGCUAUAAGUCGGCAAAUGCAACUCCACGCUUUGUUUCCACAAGGGGACGCCGCGUAGUAAACAAAAAAGCUGAAGUGGUACGCGACGUAUGCCGUUUAUCAUGCUUCAGCCUACGUAAACGGAGGUUUAUUCAUACACUCCAACGAGCUACAUGUCCUCAAUGUGCUGUUAGAUCUCUACAGAUGACUGUUAGUCGGUCAGCUAGAUCUCUAACUAAUCUGGCGUGAUGCCUGCGAGAGGGCGCACCAUCCUUUCAAAAUGAAAAAAAAAAGCGAAAUGCUGGACGAGCUGUAAUUCAGCGCAAAUGCGAGUGUGGAUUUUGCGUGCGUGCUUUUCCGUCUGGACCAGUCCGCCGAGAUGGCCUUUGUUGACAAAGUUUUGUUACGCUUUUCUAUCUUCCUCGGGUAGUACUUCGUACAGUAGGAAAUGCUAACUUCCACCUAACAAAAGCCUGAGCAAUGUGCAAGUCUAUUGCCAUGCUAGCUGUGUGGCAUUGCACAGGGCACGAGUGCAGUUUUUAUAAAAAAGAAGUAACGAUCUCAGAAGCGGUUACAUUAGAAAACUACAGCUUUGUUGUUCAUCAGUGUACUUAGAUUGCAACACCCAGAGUGCGUGUUGCGCAUAUUCAUCUCAAGUUAUUAUUAUUAUUAUUAUUGUUUUCACUAAACGCGGCGUCACUGACCCUGUGUCAUCUACAUCAAGACUGCACUACAUACGACUCAGCCGCAGAGAAUGCUCUAACACUGACAACGAACCCUUUAGCCACUGUUUCUCUAUGCAUACGCAUGUUUGUACAUAGGACAUAUCCUUAGCAUAUGGUUCAUACUGCCACUCCACGAAUCAUUGUUGCGCCACAUGUUCUUGCGCGUUUUUUUCUGCUGUAAAAACAAAGAAAAAUAAAAUUUAGCGACAUUGUUACUUCAA
Dermacentor silvarum is the source of this 5207-nucleotide messenger RNA. Its product is annotated as cocaine esterase. Bases 114 to 2189 code for a protein of 691 amino acids. Gene Ontology annotation, biological process: neuron cell-cell adhesion; presynaptic membrane assembly; modulation of chemical synaptic transmission. NCBI's taxonomy places the organism in Eukaryota, Metazoa, Arthropoda, Arachnida, Ixodida, Ixodidae. Gene Ontology annotation, molecular function: signaling receptor activity; neurexin family protein binding. Gene Ontology annotation, cellular component: cell surface; synapse. The record is from RefSeq and is a predicted model, not a curated record. The transcript is spliced from 10 exons.